UCCGGUGAUAUGUAAACAAUAUGAGUUAAGAAGUUUCUAUUAUUUUAAAGCAGAUAAAUGUAUUGUUAAAAUCGUUGUGUUCUUCACUUUUCUUUAUAAUUAAACAUAAAUUUAAAGUAAUGUUUGGAAAAUUAAGACUUUCCUUCAGCUUUCUGCUUUUAAUUUUAUUAUUAAGUUCUUACAAUGCCUGGGCACAGACAGAUGAAGAUUUGUCUGAUUUCUUUCAAAGUGGGCAUACAAACAACUGGGCUGUUCUCGUGUGCACGUCCAGAUUCUGGUUCAACUACCGUCACGUAGCCAAUGUUCUAUCUAUCUAUAGAAGUGUCAAGAGAUUGGGCAUUCCUGACAGUCGAAUCAUUCUGAUGUUAGCAGAUGACAUGGCCUGUAACGCACGUAACCCGAGAGCUGCAACCGUGUACAAUAGUGCUCGUCAUCAUAUAAAUGUUUAUGGAGAUGAUGUAGAGGUUGAUUAUCGUGGUUAUGAGGUGACUGUCGAAAACUUCAUUCGGCUUCUGACAGGUAGACUGCCACCGGGCACUCCAAGAUCGAAGCGUUUGCUGUCAGAUGAGCACAGCAAUAUACUAAUUUAUAUGACAGGUCACGGUGGUGAAGGAUUUCUAAAAUUUCAAGAUGCAGAAGAAAUCACGAAUGUCGAGCUAGCUGAUGCUUUUGAGCAGAUGUGGCAGAAAAGGAGGUACAGGAACAUUUUCUUCAUGAUUGACACAUGCCAAGCUGAAUCCAUGUUUCUUAAAAUAUACUCUCCUAAUGUUUUAGCGGUUGCCAGCAGUAAGAUAGGCGAGGAUUCGCUUUCUCAUCAUGGGGACAACACAAUUGGAGUGUACGUGAUCGACAGGUAUACUUAUUAUGCUUUGGACUUUUUGGAGAAAGUAAACAAAGGCAGCACAAAGACCAUGGGUCAAUUCCUUCAAGUGUGUCCUAAAAGAGCGUGCAUUUCAACAGUGACUUCCAGAAAAGAUUUAUUUCCCGCAAACCCUGACAACGUGCUUCUGACAGAUUUUUUUGGCAGCAUUCGAAAUGUAGAACUGACCUACGACACAAUAGACCUGGAAGAAAUAUCCCCUGCUCAAAACAUCACCCAACCUUCUAAGAAGCUCUCAUCUGAAAAGUGGACACAUGUUGACCAAUUUCCCAGCUCAUGAUAUCUUUAAGUAUAAAAAUUAGCUUUUACAAAUUUCAAAGACUCAAAUAUCAGUGCAUGCGGUCAUAACUCUUUCAAUGUGUUAAAG
Uloborus diversus is the source of this 1247-nucleotide messenger RNA. RefSeq names its product GPI-anchor transamidase-like (gene PIG-K). The transcript has 9 exons. The record is from RefSeq and is a predicted model, not a curated record. NCBI's taxonomy places the organism in Eukaryota, Metazoa, Arthropoda, Arachnida, Araneae, Uloboridae. Bases 120 to 1160 code for a protein of 346 amino acids. Gene Ontology annotation, biological process: proteolysis; attachment of GPI anchor to protein; protein localization to cell surface. Gene Ontology annotation, molecular function: GPI-anchor transamidase activity. Gene Ontology annotation, cellular component: GPI-anchor transamidase complex.